AUGAAAGACUAUUAUCUCGUCGGGGCGGAGCCUAACCUCGGAGGAAGAUGGACGCCUGAUCCCACAGCUCCCUCUCCCCCAGGCACAGAACCAGCCAUCAUCCGCAUCACACACGGCCCAAACACCCUCCAAACAGCCCCCAGGCGACCACCCAGCAUCAGGCUCCACAAUAUGGGCGGCGGGAAGAAAAGGAAAGAAGAGCUCACCCCGUCGGUAGCCUCCAUGUUCCGCACGCCGGGGGAAUCCCAGAGGCCUACCCACUCCUAUCAAGGAGCUGAUCAAGGUACUGACUCAGAGGGGCCCGAUCCCACACUUGACCCCUCGACCCCCCUCACCAUCGGGAGCCUCAGGGACAUGCUAAAGGAGGCCACAGUGGACAUAAAAUCCCACGUGGCAGAAGAGAUCACUAGAAAUUUAGCAGGCCUCAGAACAGAAAUACAGACACUGACUGCCCGCACAGACCAGACAGAGGUACGUCUCACUGCACUGACAGCUACCUCCACCUCGCAGUCCCAGGAAAUCUCCUACCUCCAUGGCCGCCUCACGGCCAUGGAGGACAACCUGGAGGACCUUAACAACAGAUCACGGAGGAAUAACAUCCGAAUCCGUGGCCUGCCCGAAGCAGUCCAGCCAGAGACCCUAAGCACCACCCUGAAAGAUAUCUUUUCUGCAAUGGCACCCGAACUACCGCUGCCACUCCUGGAAAUGGACCGGGCUCACAGAGCACUACGACCCCCAAAUCUGAACCUCUCUACCCCAAGAGACGUAAUUAUCCGCCUCCACUACUUCCAAACCAAAGAAAAACUAAUGCAACUAGCCAGAAACCGCCCUCCCAAGUAUAAAGACGUCCGCCUAACCUUCUUCCAGGACUUGGCCCCAACUACAUUAAAGAAGAGGAGAGAUCUAAAACCCCUCACCUUGGCCCUCCAAGAACAGGGGCUAAAAUACACUUGGGGCCACCCCUUUAAACUGCUGGUCAAAAAAGGCGACCAAACCCAUAUCCUCACCACAGCCGCAGAAAUGGGCCCGAUGGCGGACUCUCUAGGAAUUCAGCUCCAGAAUCCCACACCACUAACGGGAUACAGGGGAAGAGACCGCUCCAGAGACAGGGCUGCAUCCCCGCAUCCGGCCAAACAGAAAAGACCCCCCCACGCCAUAGAAGACAACACCGCUGCUAGACGUCAAGGGGAACAAUCCCCGCCGCACCGCUCAGGCCGCUAG
Messenger RNA from Pelobates cultripes (western spadefoot toad), 1221 nucleotides. The record is from the annotation of a GenBank genome assembly. NCBI's taxonomy places the organism in Eukaryota, Metazoa, Chordata, Amphibia, Anura, Pelobatidae.